AUGGAGCAAAUUCGCCGUCUGCUGUCGCGAUCGAGCAGAAAAAUUCCAAAACAAAACAAGAGACCCCAAAUGCAGAUGAAAGAGCAGCAGUUGCUACAGCAGCUGCAGCAGCUGCAGCAACUUGGAGAGCCAAAGUCUCCCGACAUGCAGCAGCUUCCAGCAGCAACAACGGAUGAAACGUCGGUGCCCUUCUCUCCAGGCAUCGCUUUGACGAGUAACAGAAAGGCAGCGAGCCUCACAAGAGGGACAAAGUCGGGGCGUCACAAUGAGGGUCCCACGAUGGUUUCCACGGGAGCCACAAAGGAAGGCGUUAGCGGGGGCCUCAGGAAGGCUACCCCGAACCACCGUGGGCUCUACAUCAGUGAAUCGCGCCAUGCUUCUGCAAUAGAGCCAAAUCGUGCCACAAAUGCACCACCGGAAGCAUCAGCAGGUGAGGAAACGACAGCAGCAGCAGCAGCAGCAGCCACACGCGAAAGGAAAGCGACAGAAGCAACAGCAGGUGAGAGGCGGAAGACUACAGUAGCAGCCGCCUGCGAAAAGCAAAUAGCAGCGCCAGCGGCAGUUCAGGCAAAUAUCCGUGCAGGGGCCACCGCUCGGGGCCGACCGCACAGUCGGCAACAACUCAGGCGGCCCCAGGGGCCCUCCCGUGUAUCUCGCGACGAUUCUGAGUUGUCACGUUUGGAGUCUCUACUGGGCCAAGGAAGCAUUUGGGGGUACUCAGGGGAUCCAAUUCAGACCGCGGAAAAGGAUCCUGAUGAUUCUCCUAGUUCGCCAAGGGGGAACCUUUGCACCACUGAGGCAUCGUUCAGGGCUACAUCCGGAAUAGAACUAGGGCCCCCUGCCGUUGUUGCUUCUGCUGCUGCCGUCGCUGCAGCUGCUGCUGUUGCCAACAUGCUGCUGUCACCCUGCGAGCCUGCUGCUAUGGCAGCGGCACCGCGUCCUCGCCGUUACUUGCAUGGCUCUUCUACAGCAGCGCCAACUACUGCUGCUGAGGCGGCGACUGCCAACUGCGCAUCGAGGCCUGGAGCUGCCGCUGCUGCUGUUGCUCCUGCUCGGCAGUCGGGACCUCGAGCGCGGACAUUACGAGAUGCGCCGCCUGUGGGCCACCUGGGAACCAGCAGCUUGAAGAAGUCCCAAGAGCAAGAAGACAAGGACACGUCGGGGCUUUCUGCAGCCGCAGCAACACCAACUGCAACAAAGCAAGCAAGGCCAGCUGCUGCUGCAACCGCUGCUGAAGGCACAUCAUAUACUGCUGAUGCCACAGCAAAUGCACUGCCAGCGUAUAAAGUCACGACAGCAGCUGCUGCAGCAGCUGCUGCCGCAGCAGCUGCGGCUACAGCAGCAGCUGCGGCGACCGCAGCAGCAGCUGCGGCGGAGGCGGCGAAUGACAACACCCCAUCAACGUACGCUCAAACCCCUGCGGCCCCUGCAGUGCAACAGCAGCUAAACAAGCACCGCUGCAGCCAGCUCCUAGUGAAGCUCCAAACUGCAGCAACAGGGUCGACGAGGUCAGCAGCAGCAAAAAACGAAGCAACGGCAACGAAUUCAGCGAAAACCAGUGCUGAAGCAAGCAAUCAGACGUCUCGGGUUGUCAACAGCGCAAACGAAGCAUUCAAGAGGAAGUCAGGCGCCAGCUUACGCAACGCGCUUUACGCACAGCAGCAGCAAAUACAGCAUCAGCAACAGCAGCACUCUUAUGAGCAGCAGCCCACUUCACAGCAGGAGCGGCAGCAGCAGCAGCAGCAGCAGCAGCAUGAAAUGACGGCUGCUCAUGCAGCUGCUGACGCAAUAGGACUUGUGCUGAGGCCAUCGGCUCUUGUCCGGUGUUCGCAGACACUUGGCAGGCAACAACUGCAGCAGCAGCAACUGCAAACGAGCCAGAGUUCUGAGUGCUGGAGCAGGAAGGGUUCUCCUCCCCAUUACCGUCGCCUGAAGCAACAGCAGCACCCAGCUGAGCUGCAACAUUUGCUUCUGCAAAUGCUGCAAAAGCACGAACAGAAGCAGCAGCUACGACAGCAACAACAGCACGAUGUGCUCCACGAACAACCGCACCAGCAGGAUGUGCUGCAACAGCAGCAACUACAGGAGCAGCAACAAUGCGGUCAACAGCAACAGCACCGGCGGCAACAAGAACUACAGCAACUGCAACUGACGCAACAGGGGGAACAGGUACAGCAACAGCUGCGGCCUUUUAAUGCGCCUGAGUUCGGUGUUCACUUAGAACUGCUGCACCAUGUUGCUGCUGCUGACGCGACAGCUAGAACAAGCAGCAUCGCUGGCGAGCCACAGCAAAGCUUCGUUACGAGCGAAAUGCUAGCAGAUACGUGGCAGUUUGGCGUGCAGCAGGAGCAGCUGGUGCUGCAGCAGCAACAACAGCUGCAGCAACAGCAACAACUGCAACAGCAACUGCAGCAGCAAGUGGAACAACAGCAGCGAGAGCAAGCGGGACUCCAGUGGAAUGAGGGGCUGCUAUGGCCUUGUGCUUGUCUUAACUGCAGCAGCAACAGGUGCAGCAGUAGUAGUAGUAGCAAUUACCCGGACGACUACAGCUGGAAGGGCUGCACAUUCGCAUUAUGCAGCAGAGACGCAAGCAAUAGGCAGCGGCACCUGGAGGAACAGCAACGGCAGCAACAAGAGCGGCAGGAGGAGGGGCAGCAAAGGCAGCAGAAGCAGGGUACGAACAGCAAUUUCUGUGCGGCAGAAACAACGGCACUAAACGUCGGCUGGUCACAAGUGAACAAAGGUACGGGAACAGAAGUUCUUUUGCUGCAGAAGGACCUGCUUUCGCAGCAGCAGCUGCAGCAGCAGCAGAACACGAAGCAGUGGCAGCAGCAAGUGGUAGCUGGUGUGGAUAUAAUCCAGCAGCAGCAGAACCACCGCCAGCAGCUGCAUCAGGGGCAACAGCAGCAGCAACAGGAUCCGCAGCAGGACCAUAAAAAGCAGCAACAGUUGCAGGAUGAGGAUCAACACUUGGAGAUGCUUCAGCAGCAGCAGCAGCAGCAACAGGUGCAUCAGGAGCAGCAGGACUUGCAACAACAGGAGCUACAAGACCUGCAGCAGCAAGAGCAGCAGGAGAUCCAGCAGCAACAGCAUUCGCCAGAUAUUCUGCUGCCACUUCUGCCACACGAGAGGACCCAAGUGCUGCAGCAAAUUCAAUAUAAGUUAAUGGAGUCUGCACUGCUGAAGCGGCAGAUGCAGCAUAAGCAACAGCAGGAUCAACAGCAGGCAGUAAGGAUAGAGCAGCAGCAACAGGCCGUGAGAACAGAGUUGCAGCAAGAGCAGCAGGCGAAGACAGGACUGCAGCAGCAGGCAGUGAGGCAAGAGCGACAGCAGCAGGCAGCGAAGACAGAGCCGCAAGAUUCCCGAGAUGAAGAAGACACAGACGAAGGCACAGAUGAGGCAGCACCAGCAGCAACGUCUUGCACCAGCAGUACGGGUGCUCAGAGCCCGCCACCCUCGGCUGUACAGCAACAGCAGCAACAGCAGCAGCAAGAGCAGCCGCACUCCAACGUCGAGAAUGACGGCCCUGAGUCUUUUUGUUGGCACACGGAGGCCGAAGGGCUCUGUCGAGUCACUGUACGUGCAGCUGCCGACAAUAGCAGCGACACCAACCGCAGUAGCAAGGGCAAGCAGCCCAAUGCAGCACAGAAAAAGUUGAGAAGCCCAUCCCUUUCUGUGAGGCCUAAAUGCCGCAUACCCGUAUCCUACAAACUCGGAUAUACCAAAGACCAGCAGCUGCUGCAGCAAUGA
Molecule: messenger RNA, 3750 nt
Organism: Eimeria necatrix
Lineage: Eukaryota; Apicomplexa; Conoidasida; Eucoccidiorida; Eimeriidae
Exons: 1
Coding region: 1-3750 (1249 amino acids)
Source: RefSeq, a predicted model, not a curated record